Messenger RNA from Loxodonta africana (African savanna elephant), 1743 nucleotides. It is a transcript of the gene PDCD1, whose product is annotated as programmed cell death 1. NCBI's taxonomy places the organism in Eukaryota, Metazoa, Chordata, Mammalia, Proboscidea, Elephantidae. The record is from RefSeq and is a predicted model, not a curated record. Gene Ontology annotation, biological process: negative regulation of immune response; positive regulation of T cell apoptotic process. Gene Ontology annotation, cellular component: membrane; external side of plasma membrane. The transcript is spliced from 5 exons. Bases 67 to 945 code for a protein of 292 amino acids.
UGGGCCCCAGGCACCCUGAGCAGCCCUGGAGGAGCAGCGCCGGGGACGGCGUGGGGCCACUUGGGCAUGCGGGUCGUGUGGACGCCCUGGCAGCUCAUCUGGAUGGUACUGCAGCUGGGCUGGCGGCUGGGACAGCUCCAAGUCUGCCCCGAAAGGCCCGGGAGCCCCCUCACUUUCUUGCCAGCCCAGCUGACAGUGCCUGAGGGCGGGGAAGCCACCUUCUUCUGCAGCUACCCCAACAUGACAGCGCCCACCAUGCUGAACUGGUACCGGAGCAGCCCCAGCAACCAGUCGGUCAAGCUGGCCGCCUUCCCCAAGGACCACGGCGAGCCAGCCCGGGACCAGCGCUUCAGCAUCACGCAGCUGGCGGGCAAGCAGGCCUUCCGUCUGCACAUCAGCACCGUCCUGCGCAACGACAGCAACACCUACUACUGCGGGGCCAUCAACCUGCCCCCUGAGACGCAGAUCACUGAGAGCCCCUGUGCGGAGCUCACAGUGACGGACAGAGUCUCAGAAUCACCCACCACACACCCCAGCCCUGCACCUGGGCCCAAGGGCCAGUUCCAGGCCCUGGUCAUCAGCAUCACGAGUGUCCUAGUGGGUGUCCUGGUGCUGCUGUUGCUGGCCUGGGUCCUGGCCACUGUCCUUCCCAGGGGCACUCAAGGUCGCUCUGCAGGAGCCAGCGGAGCACGGAGCGACGGCCAGCCUGCGAAGGAGGACCCUUCGGCCACACCUGUGUUCACUGUGGACUACGGCGAGCUGGACUUCCAGCGAAGGGAGAAGACCCCAGAGCCCCCCGGUGCCUGCUUACCCGAGCAGACAGAGUACGCCACCAUUGUUUUCCCAGAUGGCGUGUCCCACAUGGGCCGCAGGGGCUCAGCCGAUGGCCUGUGGGGACCCCGGCCUCUGAGGCCAGAGGACACUCACUGCUCCUGGCCCCUCUGACCACUGGCCUCGGUCCCCCAUGGCCUUGAGGCCCCCGCUGAGAGCUAAGGCCAGCUCCUUCACUCUGGAGAGCAUGCAGGUCAGGGAACAGUGGGGCCACUUGAGGGGUGAGCCCUGUCCCCACAGGACUGCCCUGCUCCUGCCCUGCAUGGUGGCUGAAGUCACACUGGACUCUCCAGUGCUCACAGCAAGCCUGGGCAGCAGGUAGUACCUCUGUCGCCCCAGGCUGAGGAAGACAGGACUCAGGAGGAUGGGACAGCCCCAGCCACAGGCCUUGUGUGGGCAGAGCUGGCCCCUGUAAUCACAGCUGCGGCACAGCUGGGCUCCUCGCACCUCCAACACCCACCCACCAGGGCCCGCCAGCUCCUCCCCACAGGCAAGGCCUGGGCUGUGGCAGAAGCUGCAUGGAAGGGGCCCGGGGGUGCCCCAUAAUGGAGGAGACAGGCACACCCAACAGGGUCAGGGCCGCCCUGAGGGGCUGCAGCCUCACUGCUCAUCCCAGCGUUGUGUAACCAUCUCUGCCACCCACCUGUGGGGAGCAGGGGACAGAGCCCCUUCUGGGGGCAGGUGCCCUUCUGCUGGGUGCCAAUGGCGAGACUGGCAGCUCGUCUUUCCGUCCGGGCACGGCUGUCUGCUGUCCAUAGAGCAGGGUGCCUGGAGUCCCUGUGGCCAGUGGCCACCAGGUGGUUGGGGCCCAGGAGCAAGUGCCCCCAUCCUAGGUACAGCACUCACAGGCUGGGCAACCCCUCCCCACUAGGGUUUAUUAUAUUAUAUAUUAUAAUUAAAUAAUAAUGGAAU